Archocentrus centrarchus (flier cichlid) is the source of this 2633-nucleotide messenger RNA. RefSeq names its product transmembrane protein 65-like. The transcript is spliced from 7 exons. Gene Ontology annotation, cellular component: mitochondrion. Bases 1 to 774 code for a protein of 257 amino acids. Gene Ontology annotation, biological process: regulation of cardiac conduction; cardiac ventricle development. NCBI's taxonomy places the organism in Eukaryota, Metazoa, Chordata, Actinopteri, Cichliformes, Cichlidae. The record is from RefSeq and is a predicted model, not a curated record.
AUGCUCCCCUGCUUGCGGAGAGUGCUGCGGCCUGCCUUCUCCCUCAGAGCCGGGACUGGGCUGACCGGAGCCGGCCUCAAAAACCAUCAAACACCCUCCCUGGCAUCGUCGGUGCAGUUCGCCUCGGAGCCCCCGGUUUCCGUGGUGGUGCAGCGGUGUCACCUGGGCACGCACCCCCUAAAGGAGCCGAUGGAGCCCCUUAACUCACCCCGAGGAGCCAAGGAGUUUAUUUAUAGCCUUCAUCCGUCUGAGCGCACCUGUCUGCUGAGAGAGCUGCACAGGUUCGAGUCCAUAGCCAUUGCUCAAGGGCAGUUGGAAAUUGCACCACCCACUGCAGCACAGUUAAGAUAUGUUCUGCUGCACAAUGCACUCCCUUUUGUUGGAUUUGGGUUCCUGGACAACUGCAUCAUGAUUGUUGCUGGCACACAGAUUGAGUUAUCAAUCGGCGUGGUUCUCGGCAUUUCAACUAUGGCAGCUGCUGCCCUUGGCAACCUGGUAUCAGAUCUGGCAGGGCUGGGUCUGGCAGGUUAUGUAGAAGCUCUGGCGUCUCGGUUGGGAAUGCAGAUUCCUGAUCUGAGCCCAAAACAGGCCGAUAUGUGGCAGACCAGAGUCAGCUCUCACACGGGUAAAGCCAUCGGCGUGGGCAUCGGCUGCAUCCUCGGCAUGUUUCCUCUUCUCUUCUUCAAGGACGAGGAUGAGAAGAAAGAAGGCCAGAUGGAGGUGAAGGAGAAAACGCAGUCACCACCUGCUCCAGCAGAGAGCAGCAAAAACUGAAACGGAACUGGAGACAAAUGCUAUUUGGAAUCCAUUUGAACACUUGACUUAAUCUGACACUGACUGGAGCGUAUGGAAAUGUCAGUGAACUCCGUAUGGUCCAAUCACGUGGCUCAAUUGAACUAUCACAGGUAUUCUGAAGAGGAUUUUAGAUAAUAUUUCAUUGCAAACUCUGAACUUAAGCACAGGAAAGCUCAUCAUCUCUUGAAGAAACAGGACUGCUGCUAACCGUUGCACCGUAACCUCACUUUGUCUCGACUGACCGACACGGCCGGAAACGUAUUUGUCUAAGACGCUGCAGCGGCCUCCUCGUUUCCUCCGAGUCUGCUCAGUGAGAGAUAUCUAAACUCUAGAUUGUUAUCUGCAUAUAGGAUAACUGACAGUUUUAAGCACCCCCUGAAAUUUUACAAAUGAAUACACAGUUAAAUCUCAGUCGUAUUAAAAUCUUAAACUUCAUAGGAAAGACUGAACGAAGAGCCACGUCAUUUGUUCAGUUUAGUGUUUAAAUACCUUUUCUGUGUUUCCUUGUGAGUUUUUGAUGGUUGUAAACCAAGGACUGAGUGUCUUCAGUUUUGCAAGCAUGUAAGCUUUUGGAUUUGAUCAAGGUCUCAAAGUCCCAGCUCAUCCACAGGCCUUGACAGCUAGUCGGCUGCAGGCGAUUGAAUAUGUAACACCUGAUGGCUUUGUUUUUUUUUUUUUUUUUCUUUUUUCAUUUUUUGGUCAAGCAUAUAUGUACUGCAUAUAAGCUUGCAUGUUCUGCCAAAGCAUUUCCACAAGUCACUGAAAUGUGCUGAGAAGCUGAAAUGUGUACUCUAUGCGAACAGCUUUGAAACCUAUUUUUGUUUGAAGAAAAGGAGCGGAGCAAGAGGCAGAGGGAGGAAGAGACGGUGAACAGCUUUGGCAGAACGAUAUGAACUACAAGCUGUGGACCACCUGAGACCUCUUUCCCCAUUUGCACUGAUCCUCUGGCUCAUAUAUCAUGUGAUGUCCCUCUUUCUGCUCUGUAUUUGCGGCCUAGAGCCAAUAUCCAACAUAUCCCUUCCAAGGCAAGUUAAUAUGCAACCUCUUCUGAAAGCAACCACAGCACAGGGGGGUAGUUUAAAUGUUGUUUUUGCAUAAUGUGUUUGUUGUUGUUUUCAUUCUAAGAGAUGGCUGUUACAGGAUGUGCAAACGGGCUGCAUUUCCUCUUGUCCCUCAGUUCUAAUGUGUGUUACUGCCCUCCACUGGCUGAGACACAAAGAUUUUAUUUUUGAUUUUUUUUUUUCUUUCAACUUGGCAGACCUGCUACAAGCCCCCACGCACGUGGGGUAUAAUUCGGCCCCCAGCACCACAAACCUUAGCUGCUAAUCUUCUCCAGCUAUAAUUUCCAAUCUCACUGCAUCAUUUAUCACCCUGUAAUUAUUGUUAAAAUGAUUCUCCUUCAGGGGCCGAAAUGAAGGAGGUAAAUAUAUGAGAAGGAGCUCCGUGUCACAGGGAGUGUAUUUAUUUUGUUGUAACAUUCAGACUGAUGUUAAUGUGCGUUUGUAUUAUGUUUCCUCUUUAUCUCAAAGGGCCAUGUUCAGAACAGAAAAUAUUUAUCAGCACAAAAUAUACCUUUGAGUAUAUUUUCAGCAGCGUUCUGUCCCAGGAAGGACCGCUUUGUUCCAGUCUAAACUCACUACACUUGUUCUAAAAACACUAAGGAGACUUUACUCUGUAUAUGACUGUUCUAGCUAUUUAUUAUGUGGGUAACAUGUGAUCCUGAAGAGUGCUAAUGAAGAAAAUAUAUAAAAUGAACACAUGCAUAUAUGUAGCUAGGAUUUUUGAUCUUGAUUGCUUGAUUUACACCUUGCAUGCACUGCUAAUAAAAAAAAAAAAAA